CCAUUCCCAGGAUUUGCAUUGCUGACUGUCCAUGAAAGGCACAUGUCCCCUUGCUCCCUGAGCUUUGGAAGGAUCAAUCUGUAUGGCCCCUGGUGCUGCUGUAAUGACUUCUCUCCAGAUUGGUGCAAAAGUUGAGAAGUCCCCUUUCAGCCAGAGCAGCAUGCAGACCAGCCUGAGCAUGGCAGUGGAAGCAGAGAUUGACAAGCCCAGGGUGAAUGCUGCCGUCCUGCCCUUCAGUGUGGAGGCACUGAUGGCCGACAAGAAGCCUGGGAGAGAGAGGGAGAUAUCCAGCCCAGCAGUGUCCCCACUGGUAGGGACAUCCCACAGUCCCAGGGUGGGCUCCCUGGCUGCUGCAGAAACUCCCUGCUCCCCUAUCUCCCUAAGCAGCCAUUUCACUGUCGAGAGCAUCAUGAAACUCCCAGAAGAAGCACUUGUCAAGUCGGAGAGCCCGGACAGGCAGGAGGGCCCCUGGAUCCAGAGCCCCAGAUACACCCCCUCCCCAACAAGGAGGAUGAGCCCCCCGGCCUGCACUCUGAGGAAGCACAAGACCAACAGAAAGCCCCGGACCCCCUUCACCACCUCCCAGCUGCUGGCCCUGGAGAGGAAGUUCAGGCAGAAGCAGUACCUCUCUAUAGCGGAGAGAGCCGAGUUCUCCAGCUCGCUCAACCUCACCGAGACUCAGGUCAAGAUCUGGUUCCAGAACAGGAGGGCAAAGGCCAAAAGACUGCAAGAGGCAGAACUGGAGAAACUGAAAAUGGCAGCAAAGCCCAUGCUACCCCCAGCCUUUGGCAUCUCCUUCCCACUUGGAACUGCAAUGCCAUCAGCCUCAUUUUAUGGAACCUCCAACCCUUUCCAGAGACCCACCCUCCCACUCUCACCCAUGGGCCUUUACACUGCACAUGUUGGGUACAGCAUGUAUCACCUGUCCUAAAGACUAUCACUUGAACACAAUCCAGACUGUUGGCGAAGUGUGAAACUUUCCCACACCAUAACGUUUGUCACUAUCUUGUGGAUUCCUAGGGAAUUCAUCUGUAGAAAUACUAUUUUAUUAUUAUCGUCACUUCAGCAUGUAUGCCAUUAUCGCCUUCCUAGACUGUGUCUGACUAGUGGAGUCCUACAACCAGCUUUACCAACUUUUCAUGCCGAAAAAUAACACAGUGCAUCAAUUUUGCAAGCACUUGCGUCUCAAACCCGGGGAUCUAAGAGUUGUUGUUGUUUUUGUUUUUUUGCAAGUUUUAUUUUAUUUUUACAAUUUUUUGCUUGUUUAAUCUGAUUACAUGAUUCAUAGUAAUAGACUGGUUUCUAAAGUAGCAUAUAAAAAAAAGAAAACCGCGAGGGAGCACAUUGAAUUCGCUUUAGACUAUAACAAUGGGUUAAUCAGCAACUGAGUAGAUUACCCUUCAUCUGCAAAAUUUGUAGCCUGUUUUUUUUUCUUCUUCUAAGAACCCAGUGACGUCACAGGAUAGCAUGGCCGAUAAAGGAAUAUAUAUGUAUAAAUAUGUAUGUCUCUUACAUGUAAGAGAUGAAGUAUUUCUAUUUGACAGCACUGUCUGCCUUUUUUGUUUUGUUUGUUUUUGUUAUUGCAUUAAUCCCUUUGGAAGGGGUUGUAUUAUGUAAU
Molecule: messenger RNA, 1618 nt
Organism: Pseudophryne corroboree (corroboree frog)
Lineage: Eukaryota; Metazoa; Chordata; Amphibia; Anura; Myobatrachidae
Gene: MSX1
Product: msh homeobox 1
Exons: 2
Coding region: 83-931 (282 amino acids)
Biological process (GO): regulation of transcription by RNA polymerase II; embryonic morphogenesis
Cellular component (GO): nucleus
Molecular function (GO): DNA-binding transcription factor activity, RNA polymerase II-specific; RNA polymerase II transcription regulatory region sequence-specific DNA binding
Source: RefSeq, a predicted model, not a curated record